AUGAAGUCGGCCCAAAACUGCAACAACGCAUGUGGACUCCACCUAACCGAAUAUGAUGCUUGUACAAAAGAGACAUUUGCACAUUUAGAGUCUAAAGUUGAAUUCAUUGAACGUUCUCUAAACAGAACAACUCAUCAUGUCUCAUUUGUGGCGACUGCUUCACGCGAUAUAAAACCAGUCAUUGGAACUUUUAUUUUUGACAAAGUUCUCACCAAUAAGGGAGGAGCCUAUAACGGCAUAACUGGUGUCUUUACCGCCCCCUUAUCCGGAUCAUACUUCUUCGUUGUCACCAUGAGUGUGCCAACCCCAUUCCCCGCAAAUGGCAGAGACUACAUAAGGAUAAAUGUCAUGAAGAACGGCAGAGUAUCCGGUAUCUUGUUUUUUGGAACUCAAGGAGUAUGGAUCAAAAGAUCAGAAAAUACUUUACUGGAGCUUUCAAGGGGAGACAAAGUAAAUCUGAACGUCAGAACGACAGGAACUGGAUUUCCCUACAUUGCUGGAAACUAUUAUUACUCUCACUUCUCCGGAUUUUUAAUUAAUUGA
This is a messenger RNA of Saccostrea cuccullata (small rock oyster), 543 nucleotides long. Its product is annotated as cerebellin-2-like. The record is from RefSeq and is a predicted model, not a curated record. Gene Ontology annotation, molecular function: protein binding. The transcript is spliced from 2 exons. NCBI's taxonomy places the organism in Eukaryota, Metazoa, Mollusca, Bivalvia, Ostreida, Ostreidae. The coding region runs from base 1 to 543 and encodes 180 amino acids.